This is a messenger RNA of Hyaloscypha bicolor E, 1715 nucleotides long. Its product is annotated as S-adenosyl-L-methionine-dependent methyltransferase. The record is from RefSeq and is a predicted model, not a curated record. Gene Ontology annotation, molecular function: methyltransferase activity. The transcript has 11 exons. NCBI's taxonomy places the organism in Eukaryota, Fungi, Ascomycota, Leotiomycetes, Helotiales, Hyaloscyphaceae. The coding region runs from base 432 to 1529 and encodes 365 amino acids.
ACUGUGGAGUCUGAAAUGCUGACACCGGCAUUCCAUACUCUAUUACUCAACCGCUUAAAACCUGUGGUGCUCUCACCAAUGGUGCACCUUUCCUUGGACAUGGGGUGAGCUCGGCCCGGUCAACUGUCACUACAAGUGCAAAAGCAGUAAUUCAUCCGCUCCAAGCGGAGGAGGGGGAAGAAUAGCUGAGAAGCUGAGCGAAUUAUCAAACGCCAGGCAUUCCGAACUUUGAUAACGGUCAAUUGGGGCUCGGGCCGCGACCGAGUUCAUAGCGUCGCGGGGUCGUCGUAAUGCCCACAGUUCCAAAACCCGGCCCCAACGUUUCCUCAAAUUUGCCGCGCACCUACUUUUGAUACCCAAAUGGUCUCCAGCCAGCUCUCGAUUCAUGAUUAGAUAAUUUUUUUUUUUCAAUUUUCUUCCGAUCCAUCAAGAUGUCUGCAGAAGAGCAAGCCCAGGGAGCAGAGAUCACCAUCGACGCGAAUGACGACACUGAUCGUGAUUCCUCAUUCGAAGAGGAUGUGACGGCUGAGUCGACAACCUCCCUGAACGACAGUAUUUUGCAGUAUCGGACCUUACAUGGACGGCGAUAUCAUAACUUCAAAGAUUCUGAGUAUUGGGGGCCUAAUGAUGAGAGUCAAAAUGAGCAGCUUGAUAUUGGGCAUCAUAUGUUGACAUUGCUGUUGGGAGGGGAGCUGUUUUUGGCGCCAAUUGGUGAUCAUCCACAAAAUGUCAUCGACGUGGGAACAGGAACAGGCAUCUGGGCAAUGGACUUCGCCGAUAAGUUUCCCUCGGCUCAAGUGGUUGGGACAGAUCUCUCGGAUAUCCAGCCUCGCUGGGUUCCACCCAAUUGCAAAUUCGAAUUGGACGACGCGCAAUUGGAAUGGACGUUCCCCCCAGCUCAUUUCGACUUCGUACACUUGAGAUGUCUCAUGGGAAGCAUAAAGGAUUGGCCGUAUAUUUACAGUGAAAUUUACCGGUGCACGAAACCAGGGGGAUGGAUUGAGCACGUGGACAUGGACAUCGAGUUCAAGUCUGACGAUGACUCGGUUGGGGAGGGCCAUAUUAUGCAGCGGUGGUCCAAGACUUUCAUCGAUUGCGGAGAGCAAAUGGGAAGGACGUUCCUGAUUGGUAAGCGGUCUAAAGGUCUCCUUGAAGCUGCAGGAUUUGUCAAUGUUGUUGAGAAGAGAUACAAAGUUCCUGUAGGGAGCUGGCCAAGUAAUAAGGGGUUGAAGACGAUCGGACAAUACAAUCUGCUGUAUUGUGUUCAGGGGCUAGAGGGGUGGGCCUUGUGGAUAUUGACGACAAUUUUGAGGUGGAGUUACGAAGAAAUCCAAGUCUUCAUAGCUCAGAUGAGAGCGGCGAUAUUGAAGCGGUCGAACCAUUCGUAUUAUGAGGUCAUUGCUGUCUAUGGGCAAAAACCUGAAACUAAGACCAAGAAAGCCGCACCGACCGCCGAGGGAGGAGAAGAACCAACAGAGUCUGUUCUAUCGGCUGGGGCAGCUCCAUCGGCGAGCGCGGGACCUUCUUGAUCUGCAGUUCAGCCUCAGUUCUCGGUUUGUCCCCGUCAGGCUGCCAGGUGUGCAUCUGUAUUCUUUGCUCAAUUGCAAUUUGCAACGGUGGGUGUCGGACCUAGGCUGUUAAAUAUCGACGAGCCAAAAGCAUCUGUAUUUUUCCACGUUCUUGUUUUGUACGAAAUUGUCCCUUGUGAAGUGAUG